GAAAUCAGGUGUCAAAUCAUUGAUUUAUAUGUAUGUAGGAUUGUUUUUUUUUGUUUGAUUUUUUUUUAUUUAAAGAGAAAAAAGAGUGCAUUUUUAACACUUUAAUUUACUCGCGAGCUACACACAAAAUAGAAAUCAUUAAAUGCUGAACUUACCGCCACAAUAUGACAAUGUUAGUUUUGAAAAGUGCUGUUUAGAGAGUUGUAAGAGCAUCACAAAAUUAUCCUAAUCUUUUUAGCUGGUAUGCGAGCAAGGACAAGAAAAAGGGGCGAGCAAUUGACGAAAAGCUGCCAGGAAAUGGGACAGUGUCCCGAGUUCCUUCACUCUUCAACUCGUGUGGCAACUGUUUUGGUGAAGAGGAGUCAUUCUAUGGAGGUUGUCCAAAAGGAAAUGAUAAUCAAUUUGGGUGGUGAUGAUGACGACAACAUGUCUGAUGAAUAUUUGAAUUGCCCACUAUCACCAAUCAUCAAUUUCGCAGGGAUCAAAAGAUCAGCCCCAGAUAGCGGAGAUCCUCCUAAUUCUAAACAUGCAAAAAAAAACGUUCUUUGCAUGUUUGUAAAUAUUCAACCCUCUUCCAUCCAGUAUAUCCACAUCCUCUAUUUUCAUCACAUGGACUGUUGCUUUAUUUUUACAACUGUUUUACAUGAACCCUGUAUACAAUUGUGCUUAAUUGUUAAUUUUUUGAAGAAAAAGCACCUACAAGCAAGCUUAUUAAAAAAGAAAAAAGUAAGCCUAAUGGAUUGUAUUCCAGUAGAGAUAUUAGAACAAAUUUUUUCAUACCUAGGACUCACAGAUCUUGGGAAUUGUUCUAAAGUAUCGACCGAAUGGAGGGAAAUAAUAAACAGCAAUUCAAUUUGGUCAAGGUUGAGCGCAGUAGUGGGUAUCCACAACAAGGAAUAUCUCAAAAAAAGUCUUGUCUACAAUCCAUUGAGGGCGUUUCGAGGAGUUGACGAUUUCUCGCAGCGGCUGUCCCCAGAUUGCCAUUGGAGGAGUCACUUCAAGAAGUACAAGUAUCUCGAGGAGAAUUGGCGUUUCGGUACGUUUACGGUUUUACACACAGGUUUCAAAGUGACUUAUUAUAAGGACAGGAUGGUUGCAAACACAAAUUCGAGUAAUAUUGAAUUAUUUGACAUUGAUAAUAAAGGAAAGAAAAUGCGAAUACCUGUGGCCCACUCAGAGUUUCGAGUUGACUCUAUUUUUAUACUGAAAGAAUUUUUAAUUUAUGUACAGAAGUGUUACAUUAUUUGCAUGAGGAAAAACGGCAAUACUUAUGAAUGUGUGUAUAAUAUCAAAGUCAAGAAUUCAAAGUGCAAUCACAAAAUUAAUACACUACAAGACUCAAGUCGCCUGACUCUUAAGUUUACAAGUCGGUACAUUGUCAUACUAGAUAACAAGCAUCCAUGUAAAUUAUUUUUUUACAACAUAUUUUCUGGUUUUCUCGAAAAAGAAGUGGAUGUGACACCAGAAAAGGCUUGUAUUAGAUGUCAUUUCAUUAAAAUUUUUGAAGAAAAGGUGUAUUUGACUUAUACGGUAAAUAACAACCACUUCAUUUCAUGUUACGACACUGUUGAAGGUGCGUGGACCCUCACUUUUGAAAUCGAUACACAAGCUUGUGAAUUGACGGUAUCUAGAAAUUUUAUAUGUGCAAAAAUCUCUACGGAACCUAAUAUGAAAAAUUGUGAACUUCAAGUCUGGCCCAUACAAAAUCAGGAAGAAAUGUACACAUAUUUCGCAGACAAACAUCUUCCGAUAAUCCUGACGUCCGAUGAUAAAAUCAUAUUUUCUGAUGAUGUAACGGUUCAUAUACAGGAACUGGUGCAACCUUCUAAAGUGGACUACAGUCUCAAGCUGAAUGGGAAGGUUGUCGACAUGAUGCCGGUAAUGAACAACCUCAUAGUUAUUAACACUUCAAUGUCGUUGCAACUAUGGGAUUGGAAGAAAGCAGAACAAAUGCAAACUUUCUUUCGGGACAAAGUAGUAUCCAUGUGGGUGGAUGACAAAACCGUUGUCUUAAACAAGUUCGAUGAACAGUUUAAUGGUUAUGUUUUAGCUUUCUGGUGAAAGAUUUCCCAAGAUGUACAUAUAAGAUGCAAUAAAAAAAUAUGAAAAUUAAUUUUACUAUGAUUAUUACUAAUUAUGACAUUAUUAUUGGUUAUCAUCAUUAUUUUAGGGUAAUAUUGAACAAGGAAUAGGAUUUCUUAUUUAUUAAUCUAAUUUGUAAAGUAAAUUACCACUAGGAUUUUUAAAAAAUAUAAUCAAAUCCAAGUCCAACUAGAAAUGAAGACUUCUAUUUGAGUGGUAUUUUUGUAGUAACAAUUGACGUAUCAGAGAAUUAUGAAACUUAUAUAAAACAUAAUGUGCGGUUUCUCAUUGAACUAGCUCUCGUCAUAAAAUGACGUCUAUUAAAACAAGCCUCCUAUGAAGCACAUUUCUUUAUUUAUUGUAUUAAUAUUAAAUGCUUAUAACAAUUGCGUCAUCGCUUGUGAUGAAAAUAAAAUUUUUUGGCACUUAUUGUUAUAGGCAAUUUGACUAUUUGAAUUAUAUUUUAUAAGUAGCAUGGGCUUUUUUUCCAGUACUUUUGCUUAUCAAUUGAUAUUAAAUUAUUGUCACACAUUUAUUUUUUAAGCAAAACAACACUUCAAAAAAAUUCUAAUAUUUAAAUGAAAUUUCUCACAUUUAAUAACACUGUGACAACAGUUUAUUGGUUUAUUCCAAGAAAUCUUGAUUGUUUUUAUUUCGUAAGUUAAAAGCAAAUUUACUUGAAGAUACUUUCAUGCAG
Molecule: messenger RNA, 2779 nt
Organism: Cimex lectularius (bed bug)
Lineage: Eukaryota; Metazoa; Arthropoda; Insecta; Hemiptera; Cimicidae
Exons: 5
Coding region: 244-2061 (605 amino acids)
Molecular function (GO): protein binding
Source: RefSeq, a predicted model, not a curated record